Molecule: messenger RNA, 2190 nt
Organism: Suillus clintonianus
Lineage: Eukaryota; Fungi; Basidiomycota; Agaricomycetes; Boletales; Suillaceae
Product: kinase-like domain-containing protein
Exons: 8
Coding region: 120-2093 (657 amino acids)
Biological process (GO): protein phosphorylation
Molecular function (GO): protein kinase activity; ATP binding
Source: RefSeq, a predicted model, not a curated record
AAUUCCCUGACUGGCGUAUUCACGAGCUCAAUGAUCCCCAAUGAAACUAUCGAAGUGACACCAUACGUUCCCCAGUUCUUCUGGCGGUUUUGGCUGUCCGACGCGUGAGGGAUUCGUUGAUGACUCCCAUUUUAUCGCUGACAGGAGAGACAUACAUGAUACCUAGCGAUCCAUUGAAGCACACCCUUGACGAUCACCGCGUCCAUACUUAUGACGUCUACAACAACGAGCUCACUGAAACACGUCGUGUUCCCGAGCAAGUUCCAAUCUUCCACAACUUUGACAUCACAUCUUUGGAUGAAGGUUGCCGCUCUGUCUUGCGUACCGCAGAGAAGGCAUUCACACGUCUGGAAAAUGAAGCGGAGCGGAUCCUCAGUGAAUUGAUUUCAAAGAUCCGCUCUUCACACUCUGGGGAAUCACGACCGGAAACGAGGCUCGAACUACCAAUUUCGAGACAUUCCCGAGAUGCAUUGCUCCGGUACUUUGUAUUCUUGCGGUACCGAAACAGUGACAAGUACAAGAAGACGGUUGCCAGCUUGACAACACGUGUUGUUACUGGCAGUGGUGCGGUCGUUAAUGCGAGGCAUGCAUGGCAUCGGGUUCGGAGACGUGCUACGUUGGGAAGUUUUCAUGCUUUCCUGCAGCAUGAGAACACGGCGGACAAGAAGGUGUUCCGCCACUUCGAGGGCCUUGACUGCUGGAGGUUCUGCGAUGCCGAAAUCUGCAUAGGUCAGGCAUCUGGGAGUCAGCAGUUUGUGCUUCCUGAUACUUGCUUUGCCACCCUUGAUGAGGAGUUUGCUGGUGACCCCUCGUCAGCUCAUCUGUUAUUCCCUAUCAUGCCUACUAUAGCUCUCUACGUCUUAGGCACUCAACGCGAGGCGCCUAGGUCACAUGGUUUAAGCGUACCAGACCCAGUGAUGGGAGCCACCGCUGCUUGGAUUGACGUCGAUAUUGAGUCGCCCGCCGACGUGCACCUUCGCAACGCAUCCCUUCUUCAGCGGCACCCAGCUCGGCUAUACUUCUCUUCCCUCACUUCUGUCACCCAAGCUAUCGCGCAUUACGAUAGCUUCCGCUGGGUAUCCGAACACUUGGACUACUCGCGACUGAAGCAACGUGCUAGGCAAAAGGCAACGCUAGAGCAAUUGACGAAGACUCUGGUUGUGAAAGGCAGCGUGCUACUUGUCGACCUCACAGAUGAGGUUGAAAAAGUAGGCAACGCACCUGUAUCUGGUGGUUCCUUCGCAGACGUUUGGAAAGGUAUCUGGACGAAUUCCCACAAUGGGAUACAACCAGUUGCGCUCAAAUACCUUCGUCAGUACAUGCACAUGACAGACGAGCUCAAGGAGAAGCUGAUGCUGCGGCUUAAAUCAGAGGUCGUUGCUUGGCACCGUCUGCAUCACUCAAAUAUCGCGCAGCUCUAUGGCGUCGCUCAGUCUCCUAACUCCAUAGCCAUGGUCUCCCCUUGGUGCAACAACGGUACAUUGACACGUUAUCUGGAAAUGAAUCCCGAAGCAGAUCGAUUUGCAUUAAUUCAACAAAUAGCUUCAGCAGUCAGCUAUUUGCACAACUGCCAGCCAAUCGUUAUCCACCGCGAUCUCAAAGGCUCCAAUAUACUUAUCGGUGACAAUGGUCAAGCUCUCCUGACAGACUUUGGUUUGUCAAAUGUCAUGGAAGAAGUCCUUGAAUCCGAGCCCAGCAUGCGGAACACUCGUUUUGCAACAUCUCUCUUCGCUGGUUCAACUCGUUGGAUGGCACCUGAACUCAUUGAAGCGCUCACCAAUGAUGAUGAUGCUGAACCGCCUCCGAUCUCCACUAGCACUGAUGUAUACGCUUUUGCAUGCGUUUGUCUCGAGGUUGCAACCGGUUGUCUUCCUUUCUCGCAUAGAAGCAACGAUACUGCAGUCAUCUUCGACAUCAUGAGGGGCGUGAAGCCUUCCCGUGGAUCCACUGCCAUGAAACUCCGACUUCCGGAGAAGGAGGUGGACCACUUCCGGAAUCUCCUUGAUAGGUGUUGGAGCCCAGCGCCGUUCUUGCGACCUACCAUGACCGAAAUCAAACGAGAGCUGGCGGCUAUUGCAGGUUGCUGCAUGUAGACCAUUAUGCUUCUUCCGAAUCGUCAUAUGCAUGAUACAAUAUACCUCAAUUAUUUGCACGCAUUAUAUAUCACCCAAUGUACAACAUUACACAUUA